AGAAGAAGAGGCAUAGGUCCUGAUCAGAUCUGGCUGUCUGGAUUCUUCGCCGGCAAAGAAAAUGAAAGAUGCCCGCUCACUCCUACUAGUCCUCCUCGCCGUGACGUCACUGCUCUCCACCGCCGCCUUCGCCGAUUCAAUCCACGGCUGCGGCGGCUUCGUCGAGGCGAGCUCUGCUUUGAUCAAGGCCAGGAAGGCCUCCGAUGCUAAAUUGGACUAUUCUCACAUCACGGUUGAGCUUCGAACUGUUGAUGGAUUGCUCAAAGAGAGUACUCAGUGUGCUCCCAAUGGCUACUACUUCAUCCCCGUCUACGACAAGGGCUCUUUUGUGAUUAAAAUCAACGGACCCCAAGGAUGGUCAUUGCACCCUGAUAAGGUUCCGGUCGUUGUUGAUAACACUGGCUGCAAUGGCAGUGAAGAUAUUAAUUUCCGGUUUACAGGGUUCUCCAUUUCUGGUAGAGUUCUGGGAGCUGUUGGUGGAGAGAGCUGUGCUCUUCAAGAUGGAGGUCCCUCAGACAUCAAAGUCGAACUUUUGUCAGACAGUGGUGAUGUUGUUUCUUCUGUUUCAACUUCGUCAGGGGGAAGCUUCUUGUUCAAGAAUAUUAUUCCAGGAAAAUAUGAAAUACGUGCUUCGCAUCCUGACUUGAAAGUUGAAAUAAGAGGUUCAACAGAGGUGAAUGUGGGAUUUGGUAACGGUGUAGUUGAUGACAUUUUCUUUGUUCCUGGCUAUGACAUAAGCGGAUUUGUUGUUUCUCAGGGGAAUCCAAUAUUAGGAGUUCAUGUUUAUUUACACUCAGAUGAUGUCUUAGAGGUAAAUUGUCCCCAAGGUUCUGGUACAGGCUCUGAAAUGAAGAAGGCUCUUUGCCACGCCAUAUCUGAUGCACAUGGAAAAUUCAUGUUCAAGUCGCUACCUUGCGGAACUUAUGAGCUAAUACCUUACUACAAGGGAGAAAACACGGUCUUUGAUGUUUCACCUCCCGUCAUGUCAGUGACUGUUGAACAUCAACAUGUGACAGUUCCGCAAACAUUCCAGGUCACUGGAUUUUCUGUUGGAGGGCGUGUCGUUGACGGAAACAACAUGGGUGUUGAAGGUGUUAAGAUUAUAGUUGAUGGUCAUGAAAGGUCCAUCACCGACAAACAAGGUUAUUACAAGCUUGACCAGGUUACUUCCAAUCGCUAUACAAUAGAAGCCACAAAGGAGCAUUACAAGUUCAGUAAUCUGAAGGAUUAUUUGGUAUUGCCGAACAUGGCUUCUGUUGUGGACAUUAAAGCAGUUUCCUAUGGUGUCUGCGGUGUGGUGCAGAUGGUUAGUGCUGGUUACAAGGCAAAGGUGGCUUUGACUCAUGGACCUGAAAAUGUCAAACCACAAGUGAAGCAAACCAAUGGAAAUGGAAAUUUCUGCUUCGAGGUUCCAACUGGUGAAUAUCGUUUAUCUGCUUUGGCACCUGAGAGUGCUUCUGGUAUACUGUUUGUGCCAUCUCAUAUUGAUGUUGUGGUCAAAAGUCCAUUAUUGAACGUCAAAUUUUCUCAGGCACUAGUUACAGUACGCGGAACUGUAGUCUGCAAAGAGAAGUGUGGCACAUCUGUUUCUGUUGCCCUUAGCAGUAUAGGUGGUAAGCGUAAUGAAAAGACAGAGACAAUUAGUUUGACUGAUGAGAGUAGUGAAUUUCUCUUUCAUGACGUCAUCCCUGGAAAAUACAGAGUUGAGGUUAAACGCAACUCCCGGGAAUCUGUUAAUGGAGAAGAUAAUUGGUGCUGGAAGCAAAGCUCGAUUGAUGUGGAUGUUGGUGUUGAUGACGUAAAAGGAAUUGAAUUUGUCCAGAAAGGUUACUGGAUCCGUUUGAUUUCCACCCAUGAUGUAGAUGCUUCUAUGAUUCAUCCAGAUGGUUCAUCCAUGGAUUUAAAAAUUAAGAAGGGUUCCCAGAAUAUAUGUGUGGAACAUCCUGGAGUACACGAACUUCUUUUUGUCAACUCUUGUAUUUUCUUUGGGAGCUCAUCAAUUAAGAUUGAUACAUCAAACCCAUCGCCUAUUCAUCUAAAAGGAGAGAAGUACCUUCUUAAAGGACAAAUCAAUGUUGCAUCAAGCUCAUCUGAUGGUGUGCACAAGUUAUCUGAGAAUUUUAUUGUAGACAUUGUGAAUUCUGAGGGCAGUAUUAUAGAUAGUACAACAGCUGGACUUGCUCCCAUUGGAAACGAGCAAACAAGUUAUUCUGUUUAUGAGUUCUCUGUAUGGGCCAAACUUGGAGAAAAACUUAUCUUUGUUCCUCGGGAUGCAAGAAAUAAUGACAUGGGGAAGAUAUUGUUUUAUCCCAGACAACAUUAUGUUGUGGUUAAUAAUGAUGGUUGUCAAGCUAUGAUCCCUACAUUUGAUGGUCGAUUAGGUUUAUAUAUUAAAGGAUCAGUGUCUCCCCCUCUUUCUGAUGUUCAUAUUAAGAUCAUUGCUGCUGGAGAUAGCCACAUUGCACAACUUAAGGAAGGGGAAUUAGUUGUUGAAACUGCCACAGCAACAGAUGGCUCAUUUGUUGGGGGGCCUUUAUAUGAUGAUAUAACAUACAAUGUUGAGGCUUCAAAGCUUGGCUACCAUUUAAAACAAGUUGGUCCUCAUUCCUUUUCCUGUCAGAAGCUUGGCCAAAUUGCUGUAGAUAUAUAUUCUAAAGAUGACGCCAGAGAGCUCAUUCCUUCUGUGUUGUUAUCUUUGAGUGGCGAUGAUGGCUACAGAAACAACUCGGUAUCUGGAGCUGGUGGAGCAUUCCUCUUUAGUAACUUAUUUCCUGGAACUUUCUAUUUACGUCCUCUGCUAAAGGAGUAUGCCUUCUCUCCUCCAUCACAGGCUAUUGAUCUUGGCUCCGGGGAGUCUAAAGAAGCUAUUUUCCAGGCCACUCGCGUUGCAUACAGUGCCAUGGGUGUGGUCGCUUUGUUGUCUGGCCAACCAAAAGAAGGUGUGUUAAUUGAGGCCAGAUCAGAAUCAAAAGGCUUCUAUGAGGAAACAGUGACUGACUCAUCUGGAAGUUAUCGUUUGAGAGGACUUCUUCCUGACACAACCUAUGUAAUCAAAGUAGUACAAAGGGAUGGGUUGGGCAGCAGUGAAAUUGAGAGGGCAUCACCUGACUCUGUUCCGGUUAAGGUUGGGUACGAAGAUAUCAAAGGAUUAGAUUUUCUGGUGUUUGAACAGCCAGACAAAACUAUUUUAAGUUGCCAUGUCGAAGGAAAGAGAAAUGAGGAACUGCACUCGCAUUUACUGGUGGAAAUCAAAUCAUCUGGUGAAAAUCCUAAGAUUCAAUCCGUCUUCCCACUUCCGCUUUCAAACUUUUUCCAGGUGAAGGACUUACCCAAGGGUAAGCACCUUCUGCAACUCCGGUCUAGUCUUCCAUCUAGCAGCCACAAAUUUGAAUCCGAAAUUAUUGAGGUCGAUUUAGAGAAGAAUGCUCAUAUUCAUGUUGGCCCACUCAAAUACAGUUUUGAAGAGGAUCACCAGAAGCAGGAUUUGACUCCAGCUCCGGUUUUUCCUCUUAUCGUAGGAGUUUCAGUGAUUGCUCUAUUUAUUAGUAUCCCAAGGUUGAACGAUUUGUAUCAAUCCAUGAUUGGAACACCAACACCUGGGUUCACUACAACCGCAAAGAAGGAAGUGAGGAAGCCCAUGUUGAGAAAAAAGACGUACUGAUCUGUUUGUGCCCGAUAGAUGUGCCUCGAGUGACUUCAACUGUCAAUCUGAUUAGCCCUUGCAACUUCAAGGUUAUAGAAAGAGCUAGGAAUUGGAAACUGGUCAGGCUAUUUCAUCCCUGAUGUAGUAGACUCGCAUUGUUUUGCAGUCAAAAUUUUGGAUCAUUCUUUAUAGCAGAAACUUAUACCAUGGUUGAGGUCCCCUCUGUAAUACAUAGUAUGCUUCUUUUCUUAGGAAAAGCUUGCACCAAUUCAUGCCCAAAUUUUUCUGGCUCCAUGACUUGCACCAUGGUUUUGGCCCUUCAUGACCUAAUUCUUGGCCUUCUAUCUAUCCUGUAUUAUUGUAAUGAAUACAAGGAUAAGAGGGCUCAGUUAGGAGCACGUAAUGUCUGUAUUUCCUACAUUUUUCACUAUAAAUAGGUGUACCACAGGAACUAGUUGACAUGUUUG
Fragaria vesca subsp. vesca is the source of this 4110-nucleotide messenger RNA. RefSeq names its product nodal modulator 1-like. The record is from RefSeq and is a predicted model, not a curated record. The coding region runs from base 62 to 3661 and encodes 1199 amino acids. Gene Ontology annotation, cellular component: endoplasmic reticulum membrane. Gene Ontology annotation, molecular function: carbohydrate binding. The transcript is spliced from 27 exons. NCBI's taxonomy places the organism in Eukaryota, Viridiplantae, Streptophyta, Magnoliopsida, Rosales, Rosaceae.